CAAAUCAAUUUUGUGAGAUCGGAUUUGCACUUGCAGUUUCUGUUAUUUAAGUUUUAAAUAAACAGUGAUGGUUAAAUUUUCAAUCCUAAUUUGUUUUGUAUGUAUCUUCUAUCAAUACUCAAAUGCAACUUCUAUUAAUACCAAAGCUAAAUCAAAACGUUUUUUCAUGGACUGGAUGGCAACAGCUUCAAAGUUCUUUAUGUCUCCGAUGACUAUACCAAUGUCGAUGUUCUUCAAAUCCGAGUGUGUUAGGUGCAAAUGUAACACCGAAUGCAACGGAGAGAAAUUUGCAGAGACAAUAUUUGGAGUUAAACCUGAUGAUAGAUCAGUUUGCGGAGGAGAUUACUGGGAUUCCAUUCAUUGCAGCAACGGUCAAAGUAAAACAAAUGCAACGAUUCAGCCAACUGUUGCCAAUGUGGCUGUAGCUACAGCCCAGAUCCCAUUAGGUCCUGGAUGUGACAAAUUGUGUGCAAUUACUGCAGUCGCUAAAUCAAAGCCACAAACGAACCCAAAUGCCAGUGUAUGUCCAAAAGGUGUUUUAACUAGCAACGACGCUCUCCCAAUGAAUUGUUGCAAAUUGAAUGCAUCCAACACAUGGCAAAAGGGGGCAAAGGUUUUUCCAAACUGUCAGGCAAUUCCCCAUUAUACCCCAGUAGGGGCAUUCAUCAAUAACAUUUACAUACCUGGAUCGGCGGGUGUCUUUACUGGAUGCUUGACCAACGGGGAAUCCGGAUUUCAGAUGAUAUACCAGGACUGUGGUGUCAACCCUGGCCUUCUUCACGUGACCAAACAAAAUACAGCGAAUAAUGAUCCUGACUUAUUUUACAUUAUCUAAUAAUUGUAUGUAAUAGUAAUAAAAGUUUUCUUUAGUAAAAGAUAG
Messenger RNA from Ruditapes philippinarum (Manila clam), 880 nucleotides. RefSeq lists its product as uncharacterized. NCBI's taxonomy places the organism in Eukaryota, Metazoa, Mollusca, Bivalvia, Venerida, Veneridae. The record is from RefSeq and is a predicted model, not a curated record. Bases 68 to 835 code for a protein of 255 amino acids. The transcript is spliced from 7 exons.